Pogona vitticeps (central bearded dragon) is the source of this 9398-nucleotide messenger RNA. The record is from RefSeq and is a predicted model, not a curated record. Lineage: Eukaryota; Metazoa; Chordata; Lepidosauria; Squamata; Agamidae.
CCUCCAUAGAUGGGGAGUUGGUGGAAGAUGUUGGUGAUGGGGGGCUAGAGUCCCUUUGGAUGGAGACUCCCUCUCUCUUUUUUUGGGUGGAAAUGGAAGGGGUGGGUCUAUGGUACAUCACCUGAGUUGUGGGGUAAAUGUAGAGAGUGUCAAUCAAAGGCAGAGCUCAGAGCUGGGAAGAAAGCUCUAGAUGGCGGCUGUGCCUUGGAGAGAGCGCGCGGAGCCUCUGCCUUUUUUCCCCCCUCCGCCACUUUUGCACAACUUUGCCUAACUUUUAGGCUUCCUCCCGGGGAUCCUGCAGCCCCUGGCCCCUCCUGGGAGCGGGCGCAGAGGGGAUCGAGCGUUUUUCGGGCAGAAAAGCGGCUUUUGGGGGCUCUUUUCUUUCGCCUUGUUGGAAAGAAGCAGCCGUGGAGGCAGCCCAGGUCGUUGUUUUUCCCAGCUUGGAAGCCAUGGCGUACCUCCAUUUUUGUGCGCUCUCCUAAUGAGCUUUUCCUCCGGAUUCUUUUUUUUUUUCCUCCCUUCCCUCUUUGCUUUUAAUUAUCGCCUCUGGCGAUUAAACGGAUUCGUUUCGUUUGGGAUUAAACUCUCCUUUUGUAUUUUUUCCCCAAAAGAAAUAUUUUUCCCCCGAUUGGUUUUUUUUUUCUGAAAUACUCGGAGUUCAUGUUUUCCCACGACCUGAAACUAAUACCGGGUUCGACCUGGCGCCGGUGCCUGGAUCAGUAAAUACCUGGGCACAGGACUUCAAAGCAAUCUCGGCCAACCCUUCUACCUUUCUUUUAGUAUUUAAGAAUUAAAAGAUGAUGAGAAAUACGGACAAAAGCCAAGGAGAGGAGGCUUCAGUCCACAGCAAUGCAUCGAGCCACUCAGCAUCUGAAGAGUCCGAUUCAGCAAGCCAGUCUGACACUGAGCAAGGCAGCGACCAUGGGAGCGAAUCCAACAGUAGCUCAGAGACCUCCGAAAGUCAGUCUGAAUCUGAAAGUGGAUCAACGGGUUCCAAAUCCCAACAGACACUUCCUGAAGCCAAAGAGAAGCCGGCCUCUAAGAAAGAAAGGAUAGCAGAUGUCAAAAAAAUGUGGGAAGAAUAUCCAGAUGUUUAUGGGGUGCGGAGGUCAAACCGGAGCAGGCAGGAGCCUUCACGUUUUAAUAUAAAUGAAGAGGGGAAUACCGAGUCUGAGAGUGAGAGCCCCAAAAGAAGAAGCCAAAAACAGCUGAAAAAUCAAGAUAAAUGGAAGAGGGAGGGCUCGGGGGAUGAAGAUGAAGAUGGACAGGAACAAGGCACCAGUGCAGACAGCAGUGAGCCGGAGCAGAAGAAAGUGAAAGCGAGGAGACCUGUCCUGAGAAGAGCAGCGGGUAAAACCAUUGCAAAGAAGAGUCAUAAGCCCCAGCGGGGGAAGAGGCGAAGAAAAACGGAGUCAUCUGAAGAAGAUGAUGAUGAUGAAGAUGAUGAAGCACCAAAAAGACAGACCCGGCGCCGAGCAGCCAAAAAUGUCAGUUAUAAGGAAGAUGAUGACUUUGAGACAGAUUCCGACGACCUGAUUGAGAUGACUGGAGAAGGAGCUGAAGAGCAGCAGGAUAACAGUGAGACGAUUGAGAAGGUGCUGGACAUGAGGGUGGGCAGAAAAGGAGCCACGGGUGCUUCCACUACUGUCUAUGCCACAGAAGCCAGUGGUGACCCUUGUGCUGGCUUUGAUCCCGAGAAUGAGGAAGGGGAGGCUCAGUAUCUGAUUAAGUGGAAAGGCUGGUCAUACAUCCACAGCACCUGGGAGAGCGAGGACUCCCUCCAGCAGCAGAAAGUCAAAGGCAUGAAGAAGCUGGAGAACUUCAAGAAGAAAGAGGAAGAAAUCAAGCAGUGGUUGUCAAAGGUGAGCCCAGAAGAUGUGGAAUACUUUAACUGCCAGCAAGAACUGGCUGCUGAAUUGAACAAGCAGUACCAAAUAGUGGAAAGAGUUAUUGCUACGAAAACAAACAAAUCUGCGACACCUGUGUCUGACUUUCCAGCACACAACCGCAAGUCCUCUUCUAAUGAACCAGAGUACCUUUGCAAGUGGAUGGGACUCUCGUAUGCAGAUUGUAGCUGGGAGGACGAGGCCUUGAUAAGCAAGAAAUUCCAGCAUUGCAUUGAUAGCUUUAACAACCGGAACAACUCCAAAACCAUGCCCACCCGGGAGUGCAAGGCAUUGAAGCAGAGGCCUCGGUUUGUUGCCUUGAAGAAACAACCGUCUUACAUCGGCGGGGAGAAUCUGGAGCUCCGAGAUUACCAGCUGGAAGGCCUUAACUGGCUUGCUCACUCCUGGUGCAAGAACAACAGUGUCAUCCUGGCAGAUGAGAUGGGCUUGGGGAAGACCAUCCAGACAAUCUCUUUCCUUUCCUACCUCUUCCAUCAGCACCAGCUCUACGGUCCCUUCCUGAUUGUGGUGCCCUUGUCGACACUGACCUCUUGGCAGAGGGAGUUUGAGAUCUGGGGCCCGGACAUCAACGUCGUCGUGUACAUAGGAGAUCAGAUGAGCAGAAACGCUAUCCGUGAAUAUGAGUGGAUCCAUGCUCAGACGAAACGACUGAAGUUCAAUGUGCUUAUCACGACAUACGAGAUUCUCCUGAAAGACAAGACUGUCCUGGGAAGCAUUAGCUGGGCCUUCCUGGGUGUGGAUGAAGCGCACCGCUUGAAGAACGAUGACUCCUUGCUGUAUAAGACAUUGAUUGACUUCAAGUCCAACCACCGAUUGCUCAUCACUGGGACACCCCUUCAGAAUUCCCUCAAGGAGCUUUGGUCCCUCCUGCAUUUUAUCAUGCCAGAGAAGUUUGAAUUCUGGGAAGAUUUUGAGGACGACCAUGGAAAAGGGCGAGAGAACGGGUACCAAAGCCUCCACAAAGUCCUGGAGCCCUUCCUGCUCCGUAGGGUGAAGAAGGAUGUAGAGAAGUCCCUCCCGGCCAAAGUGGAGCAGAUUCUUCGAGUGGAAAUGUCGGCUCUCCAGAAGCAGUAUUACAAGUGGAUUUUAACGAGGAACUACAAAGCUCUCUCCAAGGGCACCCGGGGCAGCACAUCUGGCUUCCUGAACAUAGUGAUGGAACUGAAGAAAUGCUGCAACCACUGCUAUCUGAUAAAAACCCCGGAGGAGAAUGAGAGGGAGAACAGUCAGGAGCUGCUCCAGUCUUUAAUCAGGAGCAGCGGGAAGCUCAUCCUCCUGGACAAACUACUGAGCAGGUUGCGUGAGAGGGGCAACCGAGUCCUCAUCUUCUCCCAGAUGGUGAGGAUGCUGGAUAUCCUCGCAGAGUAUUUGGCCAUCAAGCACUACCCUUUUCAGCGCUUGGACGGCUCGAUCAAAGGAGAGAUCCGGAAGCAGGCACUGGAUCAUUUCAAUGCUGAGGGCUCUGAGGACUUCUGCUUCCUGCUGUCCACAAGAGCUGGUGGACUGGGGAUCAACUUGGCCUCUGCUGAUACCGUGGUUAUCUUUGACUCAGACUGGAACCCUCAGAAUGAUUUGCAGGCCCAGGCUCGUGCUCAUCGAAUUGGGCAGAAAAAGCAGGUGAACAUCUACCGUUUGGUUACCAAGGGGACAGUGGAAGAGGAGAUUAUUGAAAGAGCCAAGAAAAAGAUGGUGCUGGACCAUCUUGUGAUACAGCGUAUGGAUACCACCGGUCGGACUGUUCUGGACAACAGCUCUGGCAGAACCAACUCAAACCCUUUUAACAAAGAAGAGCUGACAGCCAUCUUGAAGUUUGGAGCUGAGGACCUUUUCAAGGAAGCAGAAGGGGAAGAAUCUGAACCACAGGAGAUGGACAUUGAGGAAAUCUUACGCUUGGCAGAAACACGAGAGAAUGAAGUAUCUACAAGUGCAACGGAUGAGCUGCUCUCCCAGUUUAAGGUGGCUAACUUUGCAACGAUGGAGGAAGAAGAAGCUGAGCUGGAGGAGAAAUCUCAGAAGGACUGGGAUGAUAUCAUCCCUGAGGAGCAGAGAAAGAAAGUGGAGGAAGAGGAGCGACAGAAGGAACUAGAGGAGAUCUACAUGCUCCCCAGAAUUCGCAGUUCAGCUAAAAAGGCUCAGGCCAACGAUAGUGAUUCAGACAUUGAGAUGAAGAGAAAGUUGCAGAGGUCAUCCGGCUCAGAGAGCGAGACCGAGGACUCGGACGAUGAAAAGAGGCCCAAGCGCAGAGGGCGGCCUCGCAGUGUCCGGAAGGACAUGGUAGAAGGGUUCACGGAUCCAGAGAUCAGGAGGUUUAUUAAGGCCUAUAAGAAGUUUGGAGAUCCUCUGGAACGUCUGGAGUGCAUCGCUCGGGAUGCUGAGCUGGUGGACAAGUCAGUGGCUGACCUGAAACGCUUGGGGGAGCUUCUUCACAACACUUGCGUUUCAGCCAUGCAGGAGUAUGAAGAGCAGCUGAAAGACAACCCCACGGAAGGCAAAGGUCCAGGGAAGAGGAGAGGCCCCACUAUUAAGAUUUCUGGGGUCCAAGUGAACGUGAAAGCCAUUAUCCAGCACGAAGAGGAUUUUGCCAUGCUCCACCAGACAAUUCCAAAGGAUCCAGAGGAAAGGGCCAGGUUCUGCCUGACCUAUCGAGUCAAAGCUGCCCAUUUUGAUGUUGAGUGGGGACUGGAGGAUGACUCUCACUUGCUGUGGGGAAUCUAUGAACAUGGCUACGGGAACUGGGAACUCAUCAAGUCAGACCCAGAGUUGAAAUUAACUGACAAGAUCCUGCCUGUUGAGACGGACAAAAAGCCUCAGGGGAAGCAGCUCCAGGCUCGUGUGGAUUACUUGCUGAAAAUCCUCAAGAAACACAUGGAGAAAAAUGAAAGCACGAAGGAGACAGAAGAGAGCAAGGUGAAGAAGAGGAAGCCCCGUGUGAAAAAGGAAAAGUCUCCCAAAGGCAGGGAUGAGCAUGGGAAUGAUGUCUCUCCUCCUCAGCAGUCAGACAACCAGUCUGAGGAAGGAGAAGUUAAGGAGGAUGGAGUGGAUAAAAGCCCUGUGAAAAAGAAGCAGAAGAAAAAGGAGAAUAAAGAAAACAAAGAAAAACAGACUGCAAGUAAAAAAGAAAAGGAAGGGGAGAAAGAGAGAAAGAAAACAAAGGACAAAAAAGAGAAGCCCAAAGGCAGCGAAGGUAAAUCUGGAAGCAAAGGGAAACGAUCUCAGGGUCCUGUCCACAUUACAGCAGGGAGCGAGCCUGUCCCCAUUGGAGAAGAUGAGGACGACGACCUGGACCAGGAAACUUUCAGCAUCUGCAAAGAGAGAAUGCGGCCAGUUAAAAAGGCUCUGAAGCAGCUGGAUAAGCCAGACAAGGGGCUUUCUGUCCAAGAACAGCUGGAGCACACACGAAGCUGCCUGCUGAAGAUUGGAGAUCGCAUCUCAGAAUGCUUGAAAACUUACUCUGACCAGGAGCACAUCAAGCUAUGGAGAAGGAACCUGUGGAUAUUUGCGUCAAAGUUUACUGAAUUUGAUGCAAGAAAGCUCCACAAACUCUAUAAGAUGGCUCACAAGAAGCGGUUGCAGGAUGAGGAGGUGAGGUUGAAAAUGGAGAUACUGCAGGGGGAUAAGAACCCGUUCCGAUUGGAGCCUUCUGGGUCCAGCCGAGAUCCUACAAUGUCUCAGGUUCCUCACGGCCCUCAUUCUCAGAAGCUCCACCAGCCUCCACCUCAUCCUUCCCAGGUGCACGGGCACCAACGGGACAAUUACAGUCACCCAAAUAAGAGGCACUUCACUAAUGCAGAUCGAGGGGAAUGGCAGAGGGAUCGCAAAUUCAGCUAUGGUGGAAAUGCCAGCCAGAUGUGGGGAGAACGGCACCAUCAGUAUGAGCAACACUGGUACAAGGAGCACCACUAUGGAGACCGGCGGAUGCGUGGGGAUCCUCAUCGCAGUUCGGGCAACUACCGAAUAAACAACCCAUCACGCAAACGGCCGUAUGAGCAGUACAGCAGCGACCGAGAUCACAGAGGGCACAGGGACUACUAUGACAGGCAUCACCAUGACACCAAGCGACGAAGAACAGAUGAUUUCCGGUCCCAGAAUUACCACCAGCAGGAUUUUAGGAGGAUGUCUGAUCACAGGCCGCCUCCCAUUGGCUACCACAGCCAGGGACCUUCAGACCACUACCGGUCUUUCCAUCCAGAGAAAUCGGCUGAUUACAAGCAGCUGCUUCCACCUCCUCAUUCUCAAGUCUCAGACCCUCGCUCUCCACCCUCGCAAAAAUCGCCCCAUGAGGUCAAGUCUCCGCUCGACCGCCGGUCACCCUUGGAUAGGUCUUUAGAACAGAAGAACAACCCCGAGUAUAACUGGAGCGGCCGGAAAACCUAAGAGCUUGAAUGAGGAAAGCAGGGGAAGGAGAACCUUACCAGAAGUAAACGGCAACUACUGGUUGGUCAUGCUCCGCCAGAGACUCUGAAAACUCUGCCGUUGGGCUCUGCAUUUGAAGGGCAAGAUGAUAGGAGUUGGACGUGGCCGGGGCAUCUGGGUAUCUUCCCCCCCAUCUCUUCUCCCAUAUUCCCACUGGCCAUAUGUUGAGAAUGGGUUUCCCUGCCAUCCAGAUGACCUGUUGGGCAAACGCCGAGCCCACACCAGUUUCUGUUUUUACAGCUGAAGGCUUAUGUAGAGUCCCAGGGGUGUGUGACAGAAUUUGAACCUGAUGGCUGCUUGCAGCACCCAUGCAGAAGAAAGGGGAGAUGAUACUGGUUUUGAGAUGGAAAUUUCUGCAGGAGGGGAGAGGCAUUUCUUCUGGAGAGGAGAGACCAUAAAUGUUUGCCUGAGGGAGUUUUCACAGAGUGGGAGAAUGGGAGGAAGCAUCUGUGAAUAAGAGAAACAGCCUUAAACAAAGCCAACCUGGAGGGGGGGGGGAGCUUGCUGUUGGCUUCAGAGACUCCUAGAUGUAGGACCUCUCAUUUCACUUUAUGAAGCAAGCAGGAAAGAAAAAAUGAAAAGGAUAUGUGAACACAUCCCUCCUUCUCCUUUUCCCCAUAAGCCCAUUGUUUUUGUUCCUUUCACCAUUUUCAUUUUACUUUUUCAACAGAACAAAGAGUGAUAACGGAAGCCCUCUGAAACUGGUGACCUUUCUGGGCUUGCCAAAAAAGUGUCCCUCAUUCCAGUAACUUUGUCAAACGAAGCAAAAGAGAAGGAAGUACUGGGCACCAAGGGUGUUUCCAUGUCAGAUACUGUCAGCAUUUCUCGAUAGGUUCCUGGGCCCAUUCUUCUCUCACUUGUGAUGAGAAUGUCAAGUCUGUCUCAUCCAUUUUGCACAGGAAGACAAACACCCAUCAAUGAAGAAACCCAGUUUGGUGCCUGGGACCACCCUAGCUGGACUCUGCCUACUGUUUGUGAACUUCUCAAGUUGGCCACCCCAGCACUUCAUGUAAAAACCCCCAACGCUUACCAUCUAGAGUAGUGAAAGUGAAACGAGGGAUCCAUUGAAGAGGGAAGUGCACACCCUUGUCACAAAUGUGUCCUCUUUGUAUUUGAACUCCCAUGGGGCGUAUAUGCAUGUGUGUGCAUUCAUUCAUUCAUUCAUUCUGGGUCCCCAGAUUGCUUUGUGGAGGUGAGAGGGUUGGUCCUGUAAAUAUGAGAGAAGGGAGCAAGUGGCUCCGAUGCUCCCUGUGAACAACAAGCUAUGUAUCCAUGCUGAAAGUUUAGCCUAGGGACCUCCCUGGCUUUUCUGCAGUUCCACUCCAAGUGCGGGCGUCAUGAAUUUUCUGCUCAACGGGCAUGAAGUGGCCUCUGCUCACAACUCCAGUCCAGUUGUUUGCCUGCUUUUGCUUGCUGGAUGGCCAGGAGUUGGAAAGUGUGGUGAGGUUGUCCUUGCCAGAUCAUUUCCAGCAGUGUUAAGCGUUGAAUUGACCUGCAGAAGAAGGACUACAAAAUAAAUCUUUCAGUGUUGUAUCCUAGCUUUUGGAAGGGUUUAGGGUGCGUGUGUGUAUGUGCCAGAUGCCGUGUUUCGUCUGAUUCCACUAAACUGUGAUGGUAGAAAAUACACUAUGGAGCUCCUUAAAAAGGUCCUUUUGUUUUCACAUAGGGUGAUGGCUUUUAAUAAUGUGAAUUCCAACUGUAUCUCUCCUCCUGCGAAGGUAGAGACAGAUAGAGAACUUUUUAAUCAUAGUCAGUGAUUAGUACAUCUAUUACUUCACCUGAGUCACAAAAUGUUGCUGUAAUCAUGAAAUAUAUAUAUUCCUGUGCCACCACGUUUCGGGGCUGGCAGAAGAGAGGUGCACACCUGUGAGAUGGGUGGUGAUGGUAUUUAAAUAGAAAAAUGCUUCGAAAGUAUUAUAGAAAAGUUAGCUCAGCCCUGAUCCGUGAGAUAACAUGUCUCGGAUUCUGUUGUAAGGCACAAAAAGGGGUAACCCAGUUUGCAGGGUGAGAGGGAGAUGCCUCUCAGAAGGGUUAUAGGGAAGAGAGUUAGCCUGUGACUGUUUCAAAACAUUACAUCUGGGGGGGGAUCAGUAUUCAGCAGGUUUUGUAUUACAUUUAUGGAAGAGCAGCAGACUGGAGUGGCAAAUCCAGAGUGCUUUAGUAGCCAAAAUCCUGUUACACAACAUAUGCCAGUGUGAAGUCAAGUAGUGUUAAGCUGCUGGUGGUAAAUUGCCCCUACUUAAGAAGUCAGUGUUUAUAAUUUUCACAGUAUUGUGCUGAAUCCUGUGACUCAUGUGAUAACAAGGAAUAAAAGCUUCAACUUCUUAAAUGGGCAAUUCAGUGCAAGCACUUUAUACCAUUUAAUUUACGCUGGCUGAUGUAAAGUAGAAGGAUUCUGGUUAUCCUCUCCAGAUCAUCCUGGGGGUAAUGGGUGGGGUGGGGAUUAGAAAUGGGAAAGACAUGAAAAUAGGUGAGAAUAUGGGGGCGGGGGGGGAGAGCACCAGACCCAGUUGUAAAUUUUUCAGCUGGUAGUUUGUGUUGCCUUUCAUCUUUCUCAUUCCUGAAGUAUUUUUGAAACCAGGGGUGUGUGGUGGGGUGGAAUCCAUAGAUUCAUAGGCUUUGUCUUUGUUUUAAGCUUUCUCUCUAACUGUUCAGGCUAGGAGGAGGUAGAACAUUUAAACGUUUGCAGUGUGCCAGGGAAAGGACAGAGUGCUGGACUUGUGCCCAGUUGCUAUGGAUUAUUCCUGUAUUCGGGAAUGGAAAGAGGGACUCUUGCUAUGACCCAUAUCUGUCAUCUGUAUGAUACUGGACUGUCCCCUGCAUUUUUUCCCAUCAUCUAGUGGUGGAAAGAUACUUGCUCAUAAAAUCAUGGACUUGAGGGAGAAUCAACCAACCCUGUCAACUAAGAAAAAAAGUUAUUAAUUUUAAUUUAUAUUUGUGAGAAACCUUUUGCCACUGUCCUAGUGAUUUCUGAUGUAAAUAUGUUGUUUAUAGAGUAUGUAUUAAAUUUUCCUACAUUGUAAAAUGGCUGUACUUUGGAUUCUUCUAUAUUAAAAUGUGAGAUGGACAUUUUCAGAA